This is a messenger RNA of Oldenlandia corymbosa var. corymbosa, 288 nucleotides long. Lineage: Eukaryota; Viridiplantae; Streptophyta; Magnoliopsida; Gentianales; Rubiaceae. The record is from the annotation of a GenBank genome assembly.
AUGAGGCGCUUCAUCUCGACUAGGACUUCUAUAGACAUGAAUGGUAAUGAGAUGAACAAUCUGGUUCUAAUCCACAGCAACAUAGUUAUCUAUGAUGGCUUUCUCGUUAGGAUUGUUAUAAUUGGAAUGAUGAUGCAAUCGAACAUUGAGAUGAAAACAACUAUUGUGAUGCGGAUAAAGGCUAUUAAAGAAGCAUGUGCUACUUUUAAGCUAGAACUGAUGUAUCUGUUCAUUGGACCUUCGUGCUUCGUGAUAAAAGUUGAUGAUUAUGAGUAUACAAUUUUAUAA